Colletes gigas is the source of this 2421-nucleotide messenger RNA. RefSeq names its product glucose dehydrogenase [FAD, quinone]-like. NCBI's taxonomy places the organism in Eukaryota, Metazoa, Arthropoda, Insecta, Hymenoptera, Colletidae. The transcript is spliced from 10 exons. The record is from RefSeq and is a predicted model, not a curated record. The coding region runs from base 16 to 2223 and encodes 735 amino acids. Gene Ontology annotation, molecular function: oxidoreductase activity, acting on CH-OH group of donors; flavin adenine dinucleotide binding.
UCCGACGAACUGACGAUGUUCACGCGCGUAAGAUAUGCAGAAAAAAACACGUACGACUCAUUCUUGUACGCGAAAUGCACGUCCACGGAAGUUAAUUAUGCAGAUAUAUGCACAUAUGUGCACUUACCUUGUAGAAUUCGAACUAUCAUUUCGAUAAAUGUUUUUAAAUAUUUUACCCAAUACACCGACAAUUACAAUUACGAUAGAAAGACGUAUAAAAUAUUUAUAAAAUUACAAGCUUAUCUCCACUUUUUUCGCCCAAAGAGCAGAUGUUCGCAGACGAUUGCAGACCGAUUUCAGGAAGCACUAUUACGAAUGUCGUACAACGUGACCGCCAUGUCGCCCUGCGCGCAGCCGUAUCUCGGUCCCGGUCUUGGGGGCCUCUGCCCUGGUCCCCAAUUUUUGACCUUCAUGACCCUUCUGGACACGUUCGUCCGCGCGGAGGAUGAAAUUUCUCAACUCUGCGAACGAGUCAGACCAGUCAAUGAACCAGAAAACGUAUACGAUUUCAUCGUAGUUGGGGGUGGAACUGCAGGUUCCGUGGUGGCGUCCAGGCUCAGUGACCUACCGCAAUGGAAAGUUCUGCUGCUCGAAGCCGGCCCCGACGAGCCCCCAGGUGCAGAUAUUCCGAGCAUGGUGGGAAUGUUCCUGGGCACCGUGCUCGACUGGCAAUACAAAACCGUGAACGAACGUUACGCCUGCCAAUCCACCGGAGGAUCCUGCACGUGGCCGCGAGGCAAGGUCCUUGGAGGAACGUCCGUGCACAAUGGCAUGAUGUACAUGCGUGGACACCCCAAAGACUAUAACGACUGGGCGGCUGAGGGCAACGUGGGGUGGUCAUGGGAAGAGGUUUUGCCGUAUUUCAAGUGCUCGGAGAACAACACGGAGAUCAAUCGGGUGGGUCGCAAGUUUCACUCGACCAACGGGUUGCUCAACGUCGGGAGGUUCCCCUGGAGGCCCGCGAUCUACAGCGAUGUGCUAGCGGCGGCCCGUGAGAACGGAUUUCCGAUCUCGGAGGACCUCAACGGCGAGCAGUUCGUCGGGUUCACGGUCGCGCAAAUGAUGCAGAAGAACGGCGUCAGACAGAGCGCGUCCACCGCUUUUCUGCGACCUGUUCGAUACAGGAAGAACCUACAGAUCGCUGUGAACACCACCGCCACCAAGAUCAUCGUCGAGAACAACAAAGCAGUGGGCGUCGAAUACUACCACCACGGUGUGCGUCGAGUUGCACGAGCUGCACGCGAGGUAAUCGUCUCCGGCGGGACCGUCAACUCUCCCCAGCUGUUGCUGCUCUCCGGAAUUGGACCCAAAGAGCAGCUGGAGGCCGUGAACGUCAGCGUCGUUAAAGAUCUUCCCGGUGUCGGAGAGAAUGUACAGAAUCACGUGUCGUACACUCUGUCCUGGACCAUCGACGAGCCCAACGUCUACGAUCUCACUUGGGCGGCUGCUCUGGAGUACGUAGCCUUCCAGAAAGGACCCAUGGCGUCCACCGGGCUCUCCCAAUUGACUGGGAUCAUCCCCUCGGUGUACGCCACCCCCGAUCACCCGGAUCUGCAGUUCUUCUUCGCGGGAUAUCAAGCCGCCUGCAGUGUUACGGGCGAGCUGGGGGCUCUCAUGAGCGACGGACGUAGGAGCAUCAGCAUAACACCCACGAACGUUCACCCGCGCAGCAGAGGAACCCUCCGUUUGGCCAGCAACGAUCCCUUCGCCAAGCCCAUAAUCCACGGGAACUACUUGUCCGAUCCCAUGGACGUGGCCGUCCUGGUGGACGGUAUUCGCAAAGCUCUGUCGUUCGCAAACACCACCGCCAUGUCGAAGUACAACAUGACGUUUGGCGAUACACCCCUGGCGGCCUGUUCCCAAUACCCGUUCAUGAGCAACGACUAUUGGAGCUGCGCCGUUCGCCAGAACACCGGUCCGGAGAACCAUCAGGCUGGCUCCUGCAAAAUGGGUCCGUCCAGCGAUCCCAUGGCCGUGGUGGAUCCCCGACUCAACGUUCACGGCAUCAAGGGGCUACGCGUCGCCGACAUGUCCAUCGCUCCUACGGUGAUGUCCAGCAACACGGCCAGCCCGGCGAUAAUGAUCGGCGAGAGGGCCGCAGCCUUCAUCAAAGAGGACUGGGGUGUCGGCGAAACACAAUGUUCCCGUUUUACGAUCGACAACUCGCUGGAUCUAUUGCUCUGGGGGAUCAAGUACAUCGACUGGGACCAGGGCGUCUGGUAGCCAAGAUCCUCGAACGAUCUAGUCCGCGAUUCAGCCGAGUCUCAGCGUCGCCAAAGAGACGAGUUUCCUUCCUCCACUCGAUCGAGAGUCGAUCGGAAAGCGGAACAGAAAUCCAACGCAACGCUAACGGAUUUACCUUUAACAACUGUUACCAAUAUUAUUAUUAUCAUUAUUAUUAAUUAUUUCGACUUCCUCCGA